Messenger RNA from Coregonus sp. 'balchen', 1259 nucleotides. NCBI's taxonomy places the organism in Eukaryota, Metazoa, Chordata, Actinopteri, Salmoniformes, Salmonidae. The record is from the annotation of a GenBank genome assembly.
AUGCCUUCAACUCUUAUAAAUAUCUCACUACGUGGGCAACGCCAGUCAACACAGUCAGACACUCAGAAGCUGUCUCACCCUAUAGAGAUCCCUGAUAAAGUAGACAGAAUGCUCCUUGGACAAUCCAUUUUAAUCACCGGUAAGUCUUUCCUCUCCUCGUCUGUUUUCUCAUUUCUCUUUGUUUUUUCAUCCUUUUCCUCACUUCUCCUCUCAACCCCUAACCUGCUCCAGGGGGCGCUGCUCCAGGGGGCUCCUCCUAUGUGUGUAUGUCGUUUUUACCAGCAAAAGGACACAUUUUUAAAGAUGAUAUUAUCUUGUCUGUUCUUCCAGUGCUGCAGGCCAGCCUCUGUCUGGGUGAGUCUAAUCAUCUGGUUACUGAUGGCAUGUUUAGCUCGAGGCAGAAAAGACUCAUCGAAGUGACAGAGAAUAAAAGGUAAAAUAUUAUGAUUUUUUUCCUUUUCCAGGUUAUGGAACGUCAGAGAGUCAACGCAGUUUCCUGACGUGUGGUGAUCCCAGCCUCCAGUGUGGUAAAGUAACUCCAGUGUGGUAAAGUAACUCCAGUGUGGUAAAGUAACUCCAGUGUGGUAAAGUAACUCCAGUGUGGUAAAGUAACUCCAGUGUGGUAAAGUAACUCCAGUGUGGUAAAGUAACUUCAGUGUGGUAAAGUAACUCCAGUGUGGUAAAGUAACUCCAGUGUGGUAAAGUAACUCCAGUGUGGUAAAGUAACUCCAGUGUGGUAAAGUAACUCCAGUGUGGUAAAGUAACUCCUGUGUUCCAUCAGAACCUUCAGCUCCUAGUAUAUCUUCACCUGUGCACAGAGUUUUUUUUACAGGGCAGUUUCCUGGAAUAAAAAGCACUUUCAAUGGAGAUUCUCUUAAUUUUAGUCGAGGAAACUGGCCUCAUAUGGUUUAGCAAUUGUUAAACACACGUUUUGUGUGUAUGUGUGUGUGUCUAGAUUACGGUGUGAUCAGGGUAUAUGAGGUCAAAUUCUGCACCACUGAGGGGUUGGCAUCAAAAGAGACCCCUAAAGCCUGCUCCGAUACAGAGGCCUUCAACGGUGUGUCUAAGAGGUCUGUACACACACACACACAAACGCGCGCACACACACACACACACACACACACACACACGCACACAGAAAGCACACAACUUCAGUCAAUAGCAAGCUCGCUGAAUGUAUAAUAUUUGCAAUGUUCUGCUUACAACAUAGUUUAUUUCCCAACUUCAGUGUCCUGUUGGCAUGUUUCCAGCAGUUUUAA